Closterium sp. Naga37s-1 is the source of this 267-nucleotide messenger RNA. The record is from the annotation of a GenBank genome assembly. Lineage: Eukaryota; Viridiplantae; Streptophyta; Zygnematophyceae; Desmidiales; Closteriaceae.
AUGCAACUGCCGGACUUUAUCAAGAACCACCAGUCGCUGGAGAAGCGGGAGAUGCGGGCGGAAGGUGUUGACGCUGACGGCAGUCCCGUCUCCUUUGUCUACACGCUGCACGAGCGGCCGCUUCCUGGACACGACACGGAUGGAGAUGUGACAGCAUGCUUCGAGCUAUUGCUGAAGUUUGUACGGGCUGUGGACGCCGAGCUCGAGUGGCGCAUGCGCGACCUGCACCUGCUGGAAGCCCAAGUAUACCCCGUGCCCCCAUCAUAA